CUAAGUUGCGUCCGGGACUCCGGGGCUCCGGCUGCACCGCACUUUGCUCACAGAAGCCGCCCACAAUUUUGUACAGAGUGGCAUGAUACCAUGGAAGGACAACACAAUCAUGCUCAUCACCUUGGGGGUCAGACCAGCAGCCGAUGCCAUAUGCCAGGGACAGAGUAUCAGCCUGAUUCCCAAAGACACUUGACUACGUUUCCCUAUCGCUGUACCUUAGCUGACUUCCAGAUAGAGAAGAAGAUAGGCCGAGGACAGUUCAGUGAAGUUUACAAAGCAACUUGUCUCUUGGACAGGAAAACUGUUGCUCUGAAGAAAGUCCAGAUAUUUGAAAUGAUGGAUGCCAAAGCCAGACAGGACUGCAUUAAAGAGAUUGACCUCUUAAAGCAACUGAACCACCCAAAUAUCAUUAAGUAUUUGGAUUCUUUCAUUGAAGAGAGUGAGCUGAACAUUGUCCUGGAGCUGGCUGAUGCAGGCGAUCUCUCUCAGAUGAUUAAGUUUUUUAAAAAGCAGAAACGGUUAAUCCCCGAGAGGACGGUCUGGAAGUAUUUUGUGCAGUUGUGCAGCGCCGUGGAGCACAUGCACUCCCGCAGGGUGAUGCACAGAGACAUAAAACCUGCCAACGUGUUUAUAACAGCCACAGGUGUAGUGAAGUUGGGAGACCUUGGACUGGGCCGCUUCUUUAGUUCCAAGACCACUGCAGCGCAUUCCUUAGUUGGAACACCUUACUACAUGUCCCCAGAGAGAAUUCAUGAAAAUGGCUAUAACUUUAAGUCUGAUAUCUGGUCUUUGGGCUGUUUAUUGUACGAGAUGGCAGCUCUUCAAAGUCCCUUCUAUGGAGAUAAAAUGAAUCUUUUUUCUCUUUGUCAGAAGAUAGAGCAAUGUGACUACCCUCCUCUUCCAGGAGAACAUUAUUCUGAGAAGUUGCGGGAACUGGUCAGUAUGUGCAUAUAUCCAGACCCUGACCAGAGACCUGACAUCGGCUACGUGCACCAGCUAGCCAAACAGAUGCACAUCUGGAACGCCAGCACUUGAAUCCAGAAGGGAUGCACAGACAAAGCCAUCGUCACUUAAUCUUACUUGAAUUUCCUUUCUCCAAAGAAGCUGACUGGUGGCCCAUGAGUGGAACAGUUGAGAAGAGGCCCAGAGAGUCCUGCAGGGUUUUGGUCCUGGCCUUAAAGUGAAGAGGCAGUGCAGCCUGGGGGGAGGGGGUGGGGGAAGCUCAUGAUGGUUACCAUUCCUCUUCAAAGGGUCCUUUCUUUUAAACAGUUGUGCAUAAUAUAGGCUAGUUCGGUUAACAAGGGUGUCUCAGGGAAAUUUCCAGUGAAGCACUCUUUGUAUCUCAGAUGUAAUGUGAAAUGCCAAAAAAGAAUUCCUUCAAUGAAUUGUCGGUCAGUGUUUAUGCAAAUAUAAGAUUUGCCACGAACUGGUAAUUUGUAUAACUGCUAAUAACCCUCUUUUGCAAAUGGUUAAUAGUACAUUUAAUUAAGUCCUUCAUAUCCUUUUUAGAUGACCAGAUUCUGUGUUUGGUGUUCUCUGUUGCCAAGUGAAAACAUGGGGAGUAAGAGUAUUGGUUUUGGUUUGGUGGUUUUAAAUUUUUUAAUGGAAAAAGUGGAGAUUGCGCUAAUAUUUUAUCUGUUUAUAACUUGCUAUAAAUAAGAAGUAGAGAAGAGUUAGAAUUAUAGCAUGUUAGAGCUGGAAGGGACCUAAAGGAUUAUCUAAUCCAACUAUUCAUUUUACAGAGAAGGAAACUGAGGCCCAUAGAAGGGAAAUGACUUCCUCAGGGUUACAAUGAAAAAAGUGGCCAAGCCAGGACUAAACCCCCAGCCCAGGAAGCUUCCUCUUCAAGGUUCAAGAAGCAAAAUUUUUGAUGACAUCAUUUAUAUUUCCCUCCAAAAGUCAUCUACUUAAGUAUAGCCAAGGUUUCCUCUCAGUAUUUUUGUUCCACCACUGUCGGCCUUAAAAGUUCAAACAUUUGUGCUGUUUUUACUCAUACACAAAUGCCAACCAAGACUAUGGAUGGCAUCAUUCAAGAGACAUGCCCGAUUCAGUUAUGUACAGAAAGGUUCUACUUAUCUUGUUUUCCCCAACAGGAUUAGUCCAGGUCUAAUUAACUGUGAAAAUGAACUUCUAAAUGUGAACUCAUGGUAAACUUAACUUUUGAAGGAUGUGGAUGGAAGGUUUUUUAACACACAGACAAAACUCAUUCCUGGGAGUUUCUGAUGCUCCAGAGGAUCAGAAUGAAAAGGACCCCCUGGCUAGUGGGAUUCUUGUCCAAAGUGCUUCCCUCCUGCCUGCUCGCCUGAAGUGGAGCUAUGGGGAGGCACUCUACAGGAUUCUGUGCUGGCUGUUGUAUCUCCUCAAACCUACCCCCCAAUGUGUGAAAUGAUUUCUGUGGCCACAAUGUAGGGUUUUGAGAUUUUCUUCAAAUGCAGCAUCUGCUUUAUUCUUAAUAUUUGUUCUCCAUUACUGAAAUAAAACUGGGUCAAGAAAGGUA
Messenger RNA from Gracilinanus agilis (Agile Gracile Mouse Opossum), 2497 nucleotides. It is a transcript of the gene NEK6, whose product is annotated as NIMA related kinase 6. The record is from RefSeq and is a predicted model, not a curated record. The transcript has 10 exons. Gene Ontology annotation, molecular function: ATP binding; protein kinase activity. NCBI's taxonomy places the organism in Eukaryota, Metazoa, Chordata, Mammalia, Didelphimorphia, Didelphidae. Gene Ontology annotation, biological process: protein phosphorylation. Bases 91 to 1035 code for a protein of 314 amino acids.